Messenger RNA from Schistocerca serialis cubense, 3587 nucleotides. Its product is annotated as colorectal mutant cancer protein. The record is from RefSeq and is a predicted model, not a curated record. Gene Ontology annotation, molecular function: calcium ion binding. The coding region runs from base 361 to 3246 and encodes 961 amino acids. The transcript has 16 exons. Lineage: Eukaryota; Metazoa; Arthropoda; Insecta; Orthoptera; Acrididae.
CAAUAUUUACAGUGAUCACGUUGUUUAUGUUUGUGAAAAUUAGCUGUUCCUCACAUUGAUAAUAGGAUUUCAUAUCUGUCCUGACGUUAAGAGUGGUUCAUAUAAACACAGUGCGAAACUAGGCGGUUGACUUCUUAAUUAAUAAUGUGUAGUUAAGUGUACAAUUUGUUAGCAUGUGUGACAUACAUUUUCCUAAAUGAAAACAGUGUGUAAAGAGCAGCUGUACAGUAUAAAGAUACACGAUUUCGCAAACAUAACAGCGGUGUGCAGAAUAUUACAAGUCAUUUUCCGAAAAGAAACGUACUUUACGUGUUCUCGUUUCUUUACAAUAGAUUAUAUUUUGCUUCCACAUUAGUGAAAAUGGCAGAUAAUACGGAACAGAAUUCGGAGUUAUACGCUGCGAGUGAAGAUGCAAGCUCACUGUGUGAUGAAGAUCGUGUGAGGAAACUGUUUCAGGCUUGCGAUGGUGAUGGAGACGGCUACAUUGACAGCCAGGACCUGCUGACGGUGUGCCGCGAGCUGAACCUGGAGGACUCGCUGGAGGAGCUGAUGCGCGAGCUGGGCGCCGACGACCAGGGCCGCAUCUCCUACCAGGAGUUCCUGCGCCGCCGCCUCGCGCUCCGCCCGGAGAUCGACGCCCUGCGCGGGCACACGGCCGCCGGCGCGCGCGACUACCUGCCCGCCAGCAGCGACAACAGCCUCGGGGCGGCGUCGGCGGGCAAACACGAGAGCUGGGAGUUCGACUCCGGCGCGCGCGACCUCAGCCCGGAGCCGCACACGCUGCAGAAGCUGGUCGAGGCCGCCGGCGGCUCGCUCACCGCGGGGUCGCCUGCCUCCAUGCUGGACCUCGCCAACAAGCUGCACCUGGCGGCGUUGGCCUCUCUGAAAGGCGAGAUCCUGGACCUGUCUAAUCGCCUGCACACCGUCACCCAGGAGCGAGACUUGCUCGAGAAGACCCUCAACAAGACGCAGCUGGAGAAGCUGCGUUUGGUAGCCGAGACAGAGGAGAGAGCUGAACUGCAGGCCCAGAGGUACGAAGAAAGGCUGACAGAGCUCCAUUCGGUCAUCGCAGAGCUGACGCGGAAGAUCGAGAGGCAGAGAUCACUAGUGAUACGGGAAGAAGAAGAUGUCAUCUCGGAAAACGAGAAUGAGGACCAAGACCUGUCUCGCGACGCGGAGGGCUCGACCACGAACCUGGUGGACGACUCAGAGCUGCAAGAUCCCGACCGCACGAUUGGAGACCCUGACUCCAGCAACUCAGACAACGAGCACCAAGCAGAUAAUGAAGAGGAGCCCGACGAAGAAGCGUGCAUCGUACCAGAUCCACCAGAUGAAGAGGACUGUACCUCUGGCGAGCCAGACACAACACCUCUGGCAGAGCCUGAGCAUUCAGCAGUCCAGCAGCUGCAGCAGCAGCAACAGCAGCAGCAGCAGCAGCAGCAGAAGACAGAGAUGGAGGGGGAAGGCCUGCUGAGCCGUGAGGCGGGCACGUCAUGUCGCAGCCUGCAGCUGGCCGGGCUGGCUGAGGAGCUGGCGCAGCAGCGAGCAGAAGCUGCUGCGCUUCGAGAGCGUCUCGAACGGCAAGGUCACGAGCUGCAACAGGCACGUGCCAGCAUCGCCACGCUACGCGCUGACCGCGACCGCCUGCGCAAGAAGGUGCGUGAGAUGGAACCCAAAGGAUCACCUGAGCACAGGUGUUUAUCAUCCUCCCCAACAGCAUGUACACCAAAUAACCUGUCAGUUGUCCCACAAGAUGAUACCCCUGUCUGCAAGGUAGCUGAGCGUGUGGUUCUUCGCAAGAUGGACCAUCACAUCACUGGUUCUCAGUUGGCUUCACUUGGGGUAUGCAGCACCAAGGUGGCAGAAACAUUAGUUAGUGAAUUACAAGAGGCAGAUCUGCAAGAAUUGACCCAUGGUGAAGCAGCUGUAAGGCGGCAAUUUGAAGUGGAAACGGAGAGACUGAAUAGUCGUGUAGAACAUCUUAGAGCUCAAAAUACUGUCCUAGCCCUCACCCUGGAAGACAGCAAGUCACAGUGUGACCGCCUUAGCUUGCUGCUUGGAAAAUAUGAGUCAAAUGCCACAGCACUCAGGUUAGCAUUAGGAUAUAGUGACCGAGCAAUUGAAGCUUAUGAUGUUUUGGUUGCACUGUUGGAAAGUGAACUCGGGUUGCUCCUUGCAAAUUGUAGAGCAGCUGGUAUUGGAAAAUUUGCAGGAAAAGAUGAAUCCAAAGAUGGUGAAAAUGAUGCUGUAGAAAUUGGUAGUCUGUUGCGCCGUGCCAGUGAGAACAGAAGAGCAACAGAAACAGUUGCAAGACAUCUUUUAGCCAGACUGGAAGCUACUCUGGCCAGUAAUGCUAUUAACAUCAGCACAUCCCCUUGGGAGGAAUACAGCCAUACAACAAGCACAAGCAGCUCAGGGGAAUGCAGUGAAUGGGGCCAAAAUGAGGAAAGAAGACUACGUGAUCACAUAGGAAAACUGAAGGCAGAACGCAGUGCAGUGAGGGCCACAGUAGUUGAACUGGAGAGCUGCCAUGCAGAACCUCCAUCUCCUCGUCCGCCAGUGUCUAUUGCAGAGGCCAGAAAGCUUGAUCUUGAGACAGCUGUUCUCAUGCAGGAAUUGAUGGCAAUGAGAGAAGACAAAGCUGAACUCAGGGCAAGAGUGUAUUUGCUAGAGAAGGAAAGAGCAUCCUUGGAACUCAAACUCAGUUCUAUGGAUGCUCAUCAUGCAGCUCAGCUGGCAACUAUUCAACAUUUGCAAAGCCAACUGCAAGAAACUGAGCAACUUUUAAAUUCUCACAGUAAGGAGAAGAGAAAAGUAAUCACUAUGGAUGAUAAUGAAUGUGUGGAGGAAAUGACAUCUGAACUGUCAGAAGCAUUAAGGAGGGAAGCACGAUUGAAGGAGAGGUUACAGGAACUAGUUUCUACACUGGAAAAAGUCAGCAAGAACUCUGAAAUGAGGCAUCAACAGUCUGCUGAUCUCGUUAAUGACCUCAAAAAAGCCAACAGUGCACUUGUCCAAACACUGGAACGCUCAAAAAAGAAAUACCAAACUCGACUGAAAAAGCUUGAACAGCAAAUGCUGGCAAUGGUUGACAGACACGCUUCACAGGUCAGGACACUGAAGCAAAGAAUAUGUAUUUUAGAAGAGGAGACUUGUGCCCACAAAGUAAACAAUUACCAAGUUCCACAGAUACCACCUUCGGGAAGCCAUUCUCAGAGUUCUGGAGCUAGCGAGACUUCAUUGUGACAGGCCCCCGAAAGAAGAGAAAUGAGUGCCUGAAUUUUGCUGAAGACGUACAUCAGGGAAAUAAUUCACUUGAUUGUCUACUAAUAAAGACGGUUAAUUUACUUGUAAUUAUUUGUAGGACAAUGUAUGUGACUGACUAUUUAUUGAGAGAAAUGUUGAUGGCAAAAUUUAUUUUUAGUGGCCAGUCUUGCCUUUUUAGUCUGCUUUAAUAGAUAAUUUAGUACAUAUGUAUAAAGGAGAAAUGAAAGACAAGACUAAAUAUGUUUCACAUGAUUUUACUGCUGUACAUAUGUAAUAUACAGAACAUACCAUGUAUGCAAUAAAUAUAUUGUUACAGUAAA